UUGAAUGGUUUACCGUGAUUGAUUUAAAAGAUGCCUUUUUCUGCAUCCCACUGGCACUUGAAAGUAGGAAAUAUUUUGCAUUCGAAUGGGAAAAUCCAGACACAGGACGAAGAAGGCAGCUGACUUGGAGCCGACUACCACAGGGAUUCAAGAACUCCCCUACCAUUUUUGGAAACCAACUAGCUCGGGAACUAGAAGAGUGGAAGACAACCCAGGUAACAGUACCAAGCAUGUUCUAUGUGGUUCUCCAAUAUGUGGAUGAUAUUUUCCUAGCAGCUACAGAACGAGACAUCUGCUCCCAAUUAACCAUAAGCCUUCUGAACAUGCUGGGACAAGGAGGAUAUCGAGUUUCGCGAGACAAAGCACAGCUGGAUGCACCGAUCGAUAGCCCAGACUGGGAGUUGUUCACCGACGGGUCCAGCUUUGUCGAGAACGGCACCAGGUAUGCGGGUUAUGCGGUAGUCACAACUCUUCAAGUAAUAGAAGCAAAGGCUCUUCCCCCUGGAACCUCGGCUCAAAAAGCAGAAAUUAGAGCCUUAACUCGAGCCCUCGAAUUGAGCAAAGGAAAGAGGGUCAAUGUUUGGACUGAUUCAAAAUAUGCCUUUGGGGUGGUGCAUGUACAUGGAGCUCUGUGGAAAGAGCGGGGAUUGUUAACGUCUCAAGGGUCAACAAUAAAACAUAGGGACGAGAUCCUACUCCUGUUAGAGGCUGUAAGAGAACCCGAGGCAGUAGCAGUAAUGCAUGUGCCAGGACACCGAAGAGAAGAUGGAAAGAUAUACCAAGGUAAUCGAUUGGCAGAUAAAACGGCUAAAAGAGUAGCGAAGGAAAUAAGGAUUCAAUCAGCUCUUAUUCCAGCUAAGGGAAAUCCGGCGGAUUCCUACAUGAAAGAUGAGCCUCCAUACCUACCAGAUGACGUGAAGUUGGCCCACCUGGUGAAAGCUCAGAAGAAUGACAAAGGGCGGUAUGUAACAGCAACCGGGCAGGUAGUAGUACCUGCGAAGAUAAUGCGAGCAAUCUUGGAGACUGAACAUUACAAGUGCCACUGGGGAGCGGAGGCCUUGGUAAAAUUUUUAAAGAAUGAGGUAAUCUCUAAUCAGAUGUUAACAAUGGCAAAGCGGGUUAAUGCAACCUGUCCCACUUGUGUGAAAAAUAAUCCCCUAGUGCGAAAACAGGUUCAGAUGGGAGGGUUAAAGGUAGGCCCACAGCCCGGAGACUACUGGCAAAUAGACUUUUCGGAGCUGCCUAAAGCCCAAGAGAACCCAGUUCAUGACAUCUCGCCGGGAGACCAUGUGUACGUGAGAAAUUGGAGCGUGGAGCCUCUGAAGGAGUCAUGGAAUGGCCCCUACCAAGUGCUGAUGACCACGUAUACCUCCGUCAAGGUCGCUGGGAUUGAUAACUGGAUACACUACACCAGGGUGAAGAAGGUACCGACGAGAUGGGAGGUGCAGCCCAUAACGGACACCCGGAUGGUAUUCCGAACAAAGCCCUGA
Molecule: messenger RNA, 1490 nt
Organism: Hirundo rustica (Barn swallow)
Lineage: Eukaryota; Metazoa; Chordata; Aves; Passeriformes; Hirundinidae
Exons: 3
Coding region: 231-1490 (419 amino acids)
Molecular function (GO): RNA-DNA hybrid ribonuclease activity; RNA stem-loop binding
Source: RefSeq, a predicted model, not a curated record